CAUCUUGAACUGAAACAAAAUCACGGGCAGAUCACGCUCGCGCUGCUCCCGUGCGUCUCUACGCUCGCGCUCUCAUACCGCGCUCGUUCACACCGCGAUCGCCCGGUUCAGCUCACGAAUAAGCCGCACUGAAGGCUCGAGGCAGAGACAGAGGCGAUGAUGGCAGGGGUCGGUGGAAGCAAUGACUUCCAGUGGUGCUUCUCCCAGGUGAAAGGAGCCAUAGACGAAGAUGUUGCAGAAGCGGACAUUAUCUCAACUGUUGAAUUUAACUAUUCUGGGGAGUUACUAGCCACAGGAGACAAAGGGGGAAGAGUCGUCAUAUUUCAGCGGGAACAGGAGAGUAAAAACCGCCCACUCUCGAGAGGGGAAUAUAACGUGUACAGCACUUUUCAGAGUCACGAACCUGAGUUUGAUUACUUGAAAAGUUUAGAAAUUGAGGAGAAGAUCAAUAAAAUCAGAUGGCUCCCGCAACAGAAUGCUGCACACUUUCUCCUCUCCACAAAUGACAAAACCAUUAAACUAUGGAAGAUCAGUGAAAGGGACAAACGAGCGGAAGGAUACAACCUUAAAGACGAAGACGGAAGACUGCGAGAUCAGUAUCGAAUCACAUCACUACGGGUUCCUGUAUUGAUGCCGAUGGACUUGAUGGUGGAAGCCAGCCCGCGCAGAAUAUUCGCAAACGCACAUACAUAUCACAUCAAUUCCAUUUCAGUAAAUAGUGAUUAUGAAACAUACCUUUCUGCAGACGACCUCAGAAUAAACCUCUGGCAUUUAGAAAUCACAGAUAGAAGUUUUAACAUUGUAGAUAUUAAGCCAGCCAAUAUGGAAGAGCUGACAGAGGUGAUUACAGCGGCCGAGUGCCACCCACACCAGUGUAACGUCUUUGUAUACAGCAGUAGUAAAGGAACCAUCCGCCUAUGUGACAUGAGGGCCGGCGCGCUCUGCGAUAGACAUAGCAAAUUUUUUGAGGAGCCAGAAGACCCCAGCAGUCGGUCGUUCUUCUCGGAAAUCAUCUCUUCCAUAUCCGACGUCAAGUUCAGCCACAGCGGCAGAUACAUGAUGACCCGGGAUUACCUCUCCGUGAAGGUCUGGGAUCUGAACAUGGAGAACCGGCCCGUAGAGACCUACCAGGUACACGAGUACCUACGUAGCAAGUUGUGCUCGCUCUACGAGAACGACUGCAUUUUCGACAAGUUUGAGUGCUGUUGGAAUGGUUCAGACAGUGCCAUUAUGACGGGUUCCUACAACAACUUCUUCAGGAUGUUUGACAGGAACACGCGCAGGGACAUCACACUGGAGGCCUCACGGGAGAACAGUAAACCCCGUGCCAUGCUCAAACCGCGCAAGGUCUGCACCGGCGGCAAACGGAAGAAAGACGAAAUCAGCGUGGAUAGCCUGGACUUCAACAAGAAGAUCCUACACACCGCCUGGCACCCGAAAGAGAACGUCAUAGCUGUGGCCGCCACCAACAACCUGUAUAUAUUCCAGGACAAAAUUAAUUAAAAAAAAUAAAUAAAUAAAAAAAAAGAGAGAGAGAGAGAGAGAGAGAGAGUGAUUUAAGAAGAGAAAACAAAAAAAACAAAAUCAAGAUAAAGAAAUAUCCCCCCCCCAAUCCCCAUUUCCCCCGGCACAGAUCGGAGGACACUCGAAAAGUCUUGUACUUUGCAAUGUUAAGCCUAGUCGUUAAAUCUGUAAGAGAAAAAUGCC
Myxocyprinus asiaticus (Chinese sucker) is the source of this 1707-nucleotide messenger RNA. RefSeq names its product serine/threonine-protein phosphatase 2A 55 kDa regulatory subunit B delta isoform-like. The record is from RefSeq and is a predicted model, not a curated record. Gene Ontology annotation, biological process: peptidyl-serine dephosphorylation. The transcript has 10 exons. NCBI's taxonomy places the organism in Eukaryota, Metazoa, Chordata, Actinopteri, Cypriniformes, Catostomidae. Gene Ontology annotation, cellular component: cytosol; protein phosphatase type 2A complex. Bases 157 to 1503 code for a protein of 448 amino acids. Gene Ontology annotation, molecular function: protein binding; protein phosphatase regulator activity.